AUGUUAUAUAGACUACUCUGUUACAAGAGGAGGAGCGAGUUAUCACUCACUGACCUCAGUAAUAGGUCAACGUGCCUAUUUAACGUAUAUCCACUUACAUUGAAGCUUAGAGCUUUUACCAUUCUGACAAUAUCCUGUAAACCUACAGGUAUAUUCCCUAUACUUGAGGUUACAACAAAAAAGGAUGAGUUUGAUUAUUACUAUGAAAUAAAACGAAAAAACCAAGACAUUACAAAGUUCUAUUGUGACUUGAAUACAGCCAAAAUUGAUUUUAAUCUAUAUAAAAUUGAAGAUCUUCAUAUUUGGAUUAAAUACUUUAAACAAUUCUUAAAAAGAUGGAAGUUUACUGAUAUUACGUUACCAAUCCAAGAUAUAGAAUUAUCAAUAGAAGAAGACUAUAUCAUUAAAGAGGCAAUCUAUACAAGCAUUGACAAUCAUUUAAAGAAAUUUGUAGAUAAUGAAAAAACUGCUAUAGGCAUAUAUGAUAUGUUGAAAACGAGGUACAAGUAUACUUACACACCUUCAGUCAAAAAUCAUAUGUGGAAAAGCAUUCUUAUCGAUGCUUUCUGCUCAGAUAUUAACAGUUUGGAUAAUGAUCUGAACUCACUUGUGGCAAUUGAAAAUUACACUCUAGAUAAUGGUAAGUCUCCCACUGUAGACAAUGAAUUCAUCAAUAGAAAAAUUAAAAAAUGUUUACACAAUUCCCUAGAUGGACCAGUAGAAUUACUUAUUAAUGCUGACAGUUUGACUGUAAAGAAUAUUGAUAUCAGUCCAAUUAAAUACAUUGAAUAUAUAUGUAACACUAUUCGAUGCAUUCGAGAUAGGAAUGACAUAUACAACAUAGAAAUUAAACUAUGUAAUAACUGUCAAUCUGCUUUUCAUAGUGUUAGAAACUGCAAAUUUGGAUCCUACCUUAGGCAACCUGAAACAAGAUCAUAUGAUAAUAGAUCAAAGGAGUCAGGAAAAACUACCUGA
Messenger RNA from Vanderwaltozyma polyspora DSM 70294, 975 nucleotides. RefSeq names its product Tkp4 protein. The transcript has a single exon. The record is from RefSeq and is a predicted model, not a curated record. Bases 1 to 975 code for a protein of 324 amino acids. NCBI's taxonomy places the organism in Eukaryota, Fungi, Ascomycota, Saccharomycetes, Saccharomycetales, Saccharomycetaceae.